UAUUGUUUUGAGCACGUUGUGCCACAAUCACAAUAAAGUUGUUCAAAUUUUACAAAAUGUUGGAAGAUGAAAGUUUAGAUAAAAAACCACCACGUAGAGGUGCUAAAUCUGCUCCUUCACGUUAUUUUCAUUCGCCUGUGCCCGAGGAAGAGGUUAAGCCUAUUAAAUUGAAAGGUGUCAGCCAACAGAAUUUCUCAGGUGAAAUCAUUAAGGUUGAGCAAGACAAGCAGAUCGGGUUUAAAAAAACUUUUUACCGCAAAGGGGCACCAAAAAAGUAUAUUAAAACAGAAACAAACACAAAAAUUCCAAAAGAACUCCUGAAAAAAUAUGAUAAAGGAGAAAAGGUAAGACCUAAAGGUGUAAAAACUAAAUUUUUCAAAGAGAAACAAGAGCGCAAGGAAGUGUAUCUACAAUAUGCUACGGAACAAGCUGCGCGAACAGAAAUUUUACUCACGGAACAACAAGGUUUUAUUGAGCCAGACGAGGAAGAGAUAACUGCACAGUAUCGGCAAGUAGAAAUUGCUAAAAAUGUCGACAUUUUGUCCGCAUCGAAACAUUUCAAAUUAAAUCUUGACUUUGGUCCGUAUUCCUUGCGGUAUACUAAAAAUGGUCGACAUCUGCUGCUUGGUGGACGCCGAGGACAUGUUGCUGCAUUUGACUGGAUUACAAAGAAGCUUCUUUGCGAAAUGAAUGUAAUGGAGGAAGUAGCUGAUGUCUCGUGGUUGCAUGUACAUACCAUGUUUGCAUGUGCGCAAAAAGAUUGGGUCUAUAUUUAUGAUAGUCAAGGCACUGAAUUGCAUUGUGUAAAACGUUUAUACAGAGUUAACUGUAUGGAGUUCUUACCUUACCAUUUUCUUCUUGCUACUGGUAAUAAAGAUGGCUACGCGUCAUGGUUGGAUGUAUCUAUUGGCGAGUUAGUCAGUAAUUUCAAUACGAAACUUGGUGAUAUACGAUUAAUGCAUCAAAAUCCAGGAAAUGGUGUUUUAUGCAUUGGCGGAUCUAAAGGUGUAGUGUCCAUGUGGUCGCCGAAAGUACGAGAACCUCUUGCGAAAAUGCUAUGCCAUUCCACACCUAUGAGUGCAUUGACUGUUGAUCCAAAAGGUCAAUAUAUGGUCACGGCGGGCCAAGACCGAAAAGUUAAGGUUUGGGAUGUACGCGCUUUAAAAGGUCCACUCGUAAGUUAUGGAUUGAGACUGCCAGCUAAUCAGGUUGUGGUGUCCCAGCGUGGUUCUCUAGCAUAUUCACAGGGCUCGUAUUGUGAGAUUCAAUCGAACUUGUUAUUGGGAGAAAAGGCUGAAACGCCAUAUCUGCGACAAAUGUGUGAUUCAUUUGUGCAUGGCAUGCGCUUCUGCCCCUAUGAAGAUAUUCUUGGCAUAGCAACAGCCAAAGGCUUUCAGUCAUUACUUGUUCCCGGCUCAGGUGAACCCAAUUUCGAUGCUUUGGAGGAUAAUCCUUAUCAGACCAAGUCACAGCGUCGUGAACAUGAAGUGCACGCACUUUUAGAGAAAAUACCACCAGAGUUGAUUACUUUGGAUCCAAAUGAAAUUUCUGCUGUUGAUGUGCCCACGCUGCAAGAGAAGGUUGAUGCGAAGCGAGCAUUAUUCCAUUUGAAACCACCAAAAAUUGACUUCAAGUCGCGACAUAAAAUGAAGGGUCGCGGAGGAAGUGCGAAAGCUUCACGUAAUAAGCAAAUAGUUAAGGACCUCAAAAGAAAGGAGUUUAUUACGGAAAUCAAAAAAUCGAAGCAAACUAUCUUCAAACAAAAUACAAAGAAAGCAAGCGAUUUUAUACCUCUUGACUCAAGUGUGCCGUCGGUACUGGAUCGUUUUAAACCAAAAAGUACGAAGAAGAAGUAGUUAAUAUCAGUUCCAAUUUUAAUAUAAAUUUGUUUAUUCAUACAAAUAGUAAAUAAUAAUACUACUAUACCGGAUUUUUAAUCAUGCAUAAUUUAAA
Bactrocera neohumeralis is the source of this 1953-nucleotide messenger RNA. RefSeq names its product WD repeat-containing protein 46. Bases 57 to 1856 code for a protein of 599 amino acids. The record is from RefSeq and is a predicted model, not a curated record. Gene Ontology annotation, cellular component: small-subunit processome; nucleolus; 90S preribosome. The transcript is spliced from 4 exons. NCBI's taxonomy places the organism in Eukaryota, Metazoa, Arthropoda, Insecta, Diptera, Tephritidae. Gene Ontology annotation, biological process: maturation of SSU-rRNA from tricistronic rRNA transcript (SSU-rRNA, 5.8S rRNA, LSU-rRNA). Gene Ontology annotation, molecular function: protein binding.